UCCUCGGAAGGGACAAAACAGACUCAGUCGGAGUGAUCAUACAGAGCCUCGACCUCUCCCUUGCGACGUGAAGUUAGCAUUUAGCUAUUUGACUGGCUAGCUACCGUACAGAGGUCAUCGGACUUUGAUCAGAAUGGGGGUGAAAGACCGGCCUCAGUGUUACUUUGAUGUGGAGCUCAACCGGGAGCCAGUUGGGCGCAUAGUCUUCCAACUUUUUUCAGAUGUUUGUCCCAAGACAAGCAAAAACUUUCUCUGUCUGUGCACAGGUGAAAAGGGAACUGGCAAAAUCACAGGGAAAAAGCUGUGCUACAAAGGCUCCACUUUUCACAGAGUUGUAAAGAACUUUAUGGUCCAGGGAGGCGACUUCACUGAAGGAAAUGGAAGAGGGGGAGAGUCCAUAUACGGCGGCUACUUUGAAGAUGAGAACUUCAUUCUCAAACACGACAGAGCCUUCCUGUUGUCGAUGGCCAAUCGCGGGAAGGACACCAACGGUUCCCAGUUCUUCAUCACAACCAAGACGGCACCUCACCUCGAUGGCGUCCACGUCGUCUUUGGUGUCAUCAUCUCCGGCUUUGAAGUGAUAAAGAAGGUUGAAGGGCUGAAGACCGACUCAGCCAGUAGACCCUACGCUGACGUCAGAGUGAUGGACUGUGGACAACUUUUCACCAAGUCCGCUAAUGAUGUACUUGAAGGCAAAAGGAAAAGGGCUUCCCGUUCGGCUGACUCGUCCCUCCAUACCCAUGACUCGUCCUCGCCACCUUCCUGCUCAGUGGGCUCUGAAAGCGAAUCCGAUGAAAGGUACAAACUACGCAAGCCCAAGAGGCAUGCAAAGAGUAAACGUUCUAAAAGGAAAAGGAGGGAAUCGAAGAAGGACAUUGAUGUUUGGCCCGCCAAUCAAAGCUCUCCCAGUCCUGUGGAAAGAGAGACGCUGGAGGAGGACGGUGAAGUGGAGCAGGAGCCGAGUGGGAGGAGAGAGAAGCCUGUAGUCCGACCGGAGGAAAUCCCACCGGUGCCUGAGAACCGCUUCUUGCUGCGUCGGGGAAUGCCGUCCCAGGAAGAAAAAACAGAGAUAGUUGAGAAAGAAGAACAGUCUGUGUCAACUGACCCGAAACCAGCAGUGUCCAAGUCUGGACGCAAGAUCAAAGGCAGAGGAACAAUGCGAUAUCAUACCCCCACAAGGUCUAAAUCGCGCUCUGCAUCCGUGGAAGAACGUAGGAGCAGUGAAACCCCACCACACUGGAAAGAAGAGAUGAAGAGAACCAAAGUGUACCAACCGCCGAGCAUUGAGAGGUGGAGCAAAGGAGACAAAUUAAAUUACCUUUCCUCAAGCAGAUGGGAGGACAGAAGUGACUCUGCGUGGUCCCGGUCUGCACAGCACUCCUCGGACCGAAGCUCUCAGAGGUCCAGCCUGCGCCGCCAACAGAUGAAAGAGAAGAAGAAAGCCAAACGCAAGAAGAAGGCCAAAAAACGGAAGCACGACAAGAAGAAGAGCUGCGAGAGCAAACCUGAAGAGCCUAUCCUGCCAGUGGGUCGAAGGUCAGUGUCUUCAGAGAUGAAGUCCAGAAGAUCCCGCUCUCUAACUCGCUCCUCAUCAAAUCCGAAUAAUUCGCCAGCCUGGAGACGGCAGUCCCCGCUGUCCUUCAGAGACUCACGGUCCUAUUCUAGAUCCUACACACCGAGUCGGUCCAGGUCUAAAGGGAGGUCAAGGUCAUAUUCAAGAUCCAGAAGCCUUUCGAGGUCCAGAGGCCGGUCUUUGUCUAGAUCCAGAUCUCGGUCCUAUUCUCGAUCCCAAUCCAGGUCAAGAUCAAGAUCCCAGUACAGAUCUAGAUCUUUGUCUCCACCCAGAAAAAAAAGUUUAUCCCGAUCGCCGAGAAAGAGGAACGUCAGCAAGCACAAAGCGGACUCCGGGAUGUCCGGGAAGCUUCCAGAGAGCAAAGUCCCGGCCGCCCCAAGACCCCCGAGUGUCCCGGCUCCUGAAAGCGCCCCAGUGAUCCCAAUGAGCGACAGUCCCCCACCCUCACGCUGGAAACCUGAUCAAAAGCCCUGGAGACCCUCUUACAUCCACACUCAGGAGAUUAAAGCUAAAGUAGCUCCCAGCUCCCCUACUGGUCAAACAGCAGCAGGUCUUACAGAAAGAGCUCAGACACCAAAGUGCCUGCCUGGGGACUCUGAAAGGCACAAAGCUGCGGGGCGCUCACUCAGCAGGUCCUCCAGGAGCAGGUCCUACAGCCGCUCAUACAGUCGCUCAAGGAGCAGAAGUUACAGUAGAUCCAGGUCCAGAUCCCCUCGUAAUUAUAAAAGCAGAUCAUCGUCCUACAGCAGGUCAAACUCUGAAAACUCCCAGAACACGAGCAGCCACAAGAAGAGUACUCUAGGCAAGGAAUGGAAAGCGUAUUACAGCUCCCUGAGCAGGAUCAAAAAUGUAGAUAAGUACAUCUCGACCCACAGUAUUCAAGAUGCUCUGCCAGGCUCUGAGAAGACGGCGAGCUGUGAGCCUGGUCCUGAUGCCAGUGACUCGAGGAGAGGUGGCUCUUCGGAGAAAAUGAGAGGCAGCGGCAGCUCACAGGGCGAAGAAACAAAGCACUGCGGCGCUGUGCUGGUAGAGCGCUUUAAUAGCAAGUCCGAAUGGGAUAGUGACAGCGACAAAGUCAGCCGGAGCAACAGUGCUACCCUGACAAGAAAGCAGAAACAAGCAGGUCGGUCCGAUAAAACUGUUGACAAGAAGCUGUCUGCUCUUACUGGAUGGAAUUCCGAAAGUGAUUGUGAAAAUAUAACUGCCAAGACAUUGGCCAUAUCUGAAAAGGAGGAAGGGGAGGCGAGUUCAGAAUCUGAAUGUGAGACGUCCAGAAAGUCGUCCGAGGCCCUGAUGGCACAGGCUCCAGUAGCUGCUUCUAGUAGGCCGGAGGAAAGCACGGAGAAAGCCCCGCAGCCAGAGAAGCACAAGAGCAAGAAGAAGUCCAAACGUAAGUGUAGACACAAGAGAAGAAGUGUGAACAAAAUCUGCUCCCAUCACCGAAAGGACAAAGGAAAGAGAUCCAAGAGGAAACAGCAGAGGCUCAAAGAGACUUUUCACUGGCAGCCUCCGUUGGAGUUUGGUGAGGAGGAAGAAGAGGAUGAAUCAAAACGAGAGAAGCCUGGCGGAGCUCUGAAAGAACGGCCCGCUGUGGGCAGCAUGGAUGAGAGAUGCUCCUCUUUAAACAAGAUUCGUAAUGCAGAAAAAGACAAAACAGAAAAAUGUAUCAAAAAAAGGCCGAAACACGCUGAACUUCACCUUCAGUCGUCCAAGAGGAACGGGGAGAAUUUACCCAGCGUGAAAGAGCAAGAGUCCUUGGAUGAUAUGGACAUUUGCACCCCAGAUCACGACGCUGAGAUUGUCGAGCAUCCUGCCGCACAGGACUUGUGUGACCGCGCGUUAACCCUCAGAGCUACCUCGCGGCCCUCCGAUGUGCCGAGUCGAGGCGGUGCUUUACGCGAGGAACCGCCGCCUGUUGCCUCCGCAACUUCAUCCGCUGGACUUCGAUACGAAGCGCCCGCCGGCAGACCUGCUGCAGCCGCGCUCGGCUUCAAAUGGAGGCCUCUGAAAGGAACGUCGGCUCUCCGGGACGCAGACGCGCUGCCGCUCGCCGCCCAAAGGGUCCAACUUCAGAAGACCCCCGACGCGCAGAGCGUGAGGAUGGAGAUCAAGAGCACGAGCCGCGUGCGACCGGGAUCUCUGUUCGACGAGGUCCGCAAGACGGCGCGGCUCAACCAGAGGCCCAGGAACCAGGAGAGCUCCAGCGAGGAGCGGUCCGCCUCCGGGGGAAGUACGCGCUCCCCGAAGAAAUCCCGCUCGGCCUCCAGCCGCCGGUCCCGCUCCAGAGGCUGGUCCCGCUCCUACAGCAGGUCCAGGAGUCGAUCCCGCAGCUCCAGCUACACCUCCAGGAGCCGCAGCCGGAGUCGCAGGAGACGUGGAAGAGGGCAGUCGCGCUCUCGUAGCAGAACAUACCGGAGCUACGGGAGUCACAGUCGGGCGUCCAGUAGUCAUUCCAGAAGUCGCUCCUAUGGCCGCCGUCGGAGAUCCAGGUCGGACUCCUACGACAGCUACUCCAGCCGGAGCGCGAGCAGGAGACGACGGCGCAGGCACAGCGACAGCUACAGGAGCUCCGACCGCCGAACCCGGUCGUACCGCUCCUCCAGCAGCAGCUCCUCCGGCCGCAGUCGAAGCAGUCGGUACAGUUGAGCCUCGGGCAGGUUGUUGCCGUCGAAGCUGCCGAGAGGGAUCGAACGCGCCGCCACUCAGCGGCUGUCACGAGAAAAAAGUGCCCGUUCAAUUCUCUACUGUACGACCGUCUCAAGGAAUGUUAUGGAACGUGAAUAAAGAAACCACUUUAUGAGCAGAUCUUCUUACAAGUGAGAACUACAACCUAGAAGUAAAAACAAUUUAUAUGGGAAAAAUAAAGAUAUAUGUAUUUUAUAUUGCAUAUUUGUAUAUUAUUUUGCUAGUUACGUUUUUUUCUACACUGAAAUGUACAAGUAUACUGUAAGUGGUCAGUCCUCCCAGUUCUGACGUAUACGCUGAGUUCAUGCCUUAAAUUCAGUCUUUUAUUGCUGAAAAAGGCCGUUGUUCAAUAGAGGAAAUUAUUUUGUUCUAAAUGUUUUAUUGGAUCGUGAAUGUUAAAAGCUGUACUCAAAGUUUAAUACGUUUAUUCAAACAGUUACAUGAAUGUUUACACGUAAUAAAUACCACAACUUAAGUCUAUGUUGUUGUUCUUUUAUCUUCAUAUCCACUGGAUAAGUGUUGAGAUGUUGGUUUCUGGAGAAUAUUUACCUCCGUAAUGCUUCUUGCUUUCAAGCUGCAGCUUCUCUGUAAGUGAGAUCGAUACAGUGUUGCACUGUAAAGUCUUAAUCCCUGCUGAUUUGAAUUGCAUGAAUUAUAUCAUGUAAAAUGCUACUAAUGUACUUACCAAAUGUUUUUUGUAUAAUGGGAACAAAUUCGGUGGAUUUUAUUACAUGUCAAACAUUUAGACAGACUAUUAGAGAUGUCCAACCUUUGAAAGACAAAUGGAUCAAAAGAGGACGAGCACUUUUACUGAGGAAAUCAUUCCAGUUUCUUUCAUCACGGAUGUCUCUAUUCUGUCCACUCUUCUUUUUUCACAGGCCUCAAAAAGCCUUUUUUAAAAUCUCUUUCUAUAGAUGAAGUCUGGUUUAUGUUGCCUUGAAGGCGGUCCCUUCAUGUGAAUAAAUGUCCUUGUAAGUGUG
This is a messenger RNA of Gasterosteus aculeatus aculeatus (three-spined stickleback), 5238 nucleotides long. RefSeq names its product natural killer cell triggering receptor (gene nktr). Gene Ontology annotation, biological process: protein peptidyl-prolyl isomerization; protein folding. Gene Ontology annotation, molecular function: peptidyl-prolyl cis-trans isomerase activity; cyclosporin A binding. Gene Ontology annotation, cellular component: cytoplasm; mitochondrion. The record is from RefSeq and is a predicted model, not a curated record. Lineage: Eukaryota; Metazoa; Chordata; Actinopteri; Perciformes; Gasterosteidae.